Symbiodinium sp. CCMP2592 is the source of this 732-nucleotide messenger RNA. The record is from the annotation of a GenBank genome assembly. Lineage: Eukaryota; Dinophyceae; Suessiales; Symbiodiniaceae.
AUGCUGCUUGCACGUUUUGCUUCCCCCUAUAGUGGCCAAGUCAACACCAAAGUCGAUAACAUCGGCCGCAACAGUGCAACUCUGAUAUCCAGAGCUCAUUCUAUGCACAACAUGUGCCUUGUUCUUGCGAAGAGGUUCGAUGUCGCAUCAGGUUCUCAUGAGCUUUACAAGGACGUCAGAUUCUGCUGGGCUCUCAAUUACCUUGGGCUUGAUCGGUCAUCUGGGGUACAACCGAGACCGGUUUUAGCAGCCGCCGAGCAGGUGUACAUGAUUAUUGAGCGUGCUGCUUCUUUUUCCAAACGAGCACCGCCUUCGUUGGCCCAAGCUGCCUCGUCACAAGCCUCUGCUGUGGCAGAGUGGAUUCCUCAGCCAUCUGACCAGCUUCUCCCGGAGAGCCGUGUCACCACCCAGAUUCGGCAAAUGCAGCGAGCACAAAGGUACUUCAGCGUGAAGCUCGAAACUCUUGCAUCCCAGAGUGUCGGAGCAGCAUCCGCUGCAAGAGACAAGAAGCGUGCUGCCACUAGGUGGGACCAGCAGAGGACUCAGCACAACGCGGAAGGACCAUCCUCCCGCAAGCACUUGUUAUGCGUCGCGCACGCAUACGAUGAGCCGCAGCGCUGUGAGCUAUGUAGCAAGGUGUUCCGGGUGAGCCAAAAGAAGCAAGCUCUCAAUGACGCAUGUCCUCGAUCUGCAAUUUUGCAGAGGCCUGGGAUGCAGCAGCCGCGGCCAUGA